AUGGACCCCUUCAUAAAACUACCCCCUGAGCUCAUUGCAAAAGUUCUUGUUUAUACUGCAGAUUUCUCUGCGGUAGGGAGCAUUAUUUCCGCGUCGCCUCGAGUCAAUACAGUCUUUCGGGCUCAGCCUACUAUAAUACGCAACCUGCUAUUAUGUGACCCCAUUGCAAUCCUCCCGGAGAUCCAAAACAUGUGCCACAAUAUCAGCCUAAUCCAGACACGUUCAGCUGAAUUUCCAAGCGUCGUCGACUAUCAACAGAGAUGCGAGAAUCCGCCACCUAUCGAGUAUACAGAAGAGCUCUCAAUCUUCAUACUUCACCUAGCCGCACGAACCCAGCGGCUAGCUUGCGCCUGCCUCACCCUGAUUCAGCAAAACUUUGUCUCGGCUCUAACUGGGAUCCCCGCCGGUGACAUCUCAGCCUCUGACCGGGUGAAGAUCGCCUGCGAGCCCUUUUCGUUCGCAGAGGAAUACCGCGUAUACUCCUCCCUUUGGCACCUCCAGCACUAUGCCUCCCUCCGCGAAGCAGCAACAGAGCGUUGGCACUGGGACGAAAUAUCCAUGCAUGGCUUACAUGCUUACAACAAAUGGAACGACACGGAUUUCCGGAGAGCCGAAAAGAUGUGGACCACUGCCGCCUUGCUUUCUGAUCUCGGCCUGAGCCCAAUAUACGGGCACCACCCCUUCCAAGACCAGGAGAGAUUCCUAGCCCAGGACCCAGAAGGGGAGGAGUCCUCGCGCGCAGCCUGGACUUUCCCAGAGGAGACGCCGCUCCCGUUCUUCCGGUCCUUCGACCUGCCUCCAGGACGGGAUAUGACCAGAUCCUACUCGCUGAUCUGGACUCCGCCCUCGCCUCCGCCAGACACCGAAGUAAACAAAGCCUGGGCCCUGAGGGCCGAGUCCCGCCCAUGGCUACCGAGACAUGUGGGGGAGUUUCGGCGCGCAAGCACACUUGCUAGUCUUGAGCGCGUACCAUGCUCUUAUCACUUUGUGGCGUUUAAGCGAUGGCGACGGCUGGGGCUGGUCAUCUGGGAUGCGUGGCGCGUAUAUCGCCUUGGGCUGUUUGAAGGAGUCCCUCGGAGACCUGGCGAAGUAAUACCAACUCCCGAGGGGGGACACCUGACUGUGAUACCUGACGAUCCCGGGGAAAGGGAACAGCAGCUCCUACGAGUUAAUUAUGUGUCACGGUGGUUGGCACUUAUCGGAGAAUCUAAGUGA
Molecule: messenger RNA, 1215 nt
Organism: Aspergillus steynii IBT 23096
Lineage: Eukaryota; Fungi; Ascomycota; Eurotiomycetes; Eurotiales; Aspergillaceae
Exons: 1
Coding region: 1-1215 (404 amino acids)
Source: RefSeq, a predicted model, not a curated record